Messenger RNA from Acanthaster planci (crown-of-thorns starfish), 3192 nucleotides. Its product is annotated as stearoyl-CoA desaturase 5-like. NCBI's taxonomy places the organism in Eukaryota, Metazoa, Echinodermata, Asteroidea, Valvatida, Acanthasteridae. The record is from RefSeq and is a predicted model, not a curated record. Gene Ontology annotation, cellular component: endoplasmic reticulum membrane. Gene Ontology annotation, molecular function: iron ion binding; stearoyl-CoA 9-desaturase activity. Gene Ontology annotation, biological process: unsaturated fatty acid biosynthetic process.
UGCGUGAGUGCACCUUGCAGGCCAGACGACGCGUGAUGUGCGGUUGCACUCCCACAUACACCGGUAAUGUAUGUAAAAUUCGCAUUGUGCAGAUAUUCUGGGACGGGUGACCUUGCAGCAGUGCCCUCAAAUUUCGAGUGCGGGAAUUCGUAGAUUGAUAUAUUCUUCACAGUUCUGCUCAGUAUUUGUAGGCAAGCAGUCCUGCGGACCAAAUCGUCCUAACGUCAAGUUUUGGUUCAAGCAUUUCAAACUUUUGUGCGAACUAAAAAAAAACAAAACAAAACAAGAGUGAUGGCACCAAAGAAUAUAGUCUACGGCACCGUAGAGGUCGCCCAGGAAGAUACCCCUGAGGAUGACACUGCCGCCACCAACCCCUUGGACGACGACCCAGACAUGCCGAGCACGGCCGAGGGGCCGCCCCGCACGGCGACCGGUACCGCCAAGCCUGGGGACCCGUCCGAAAACCAGACCAGGAUCGUCUGGCGGAACGUGAUUUUGAUGGCAGCAUUGCACGUGGUCUCGGUGUACUCGUUCUUUUUCCUGACUUGGAAAUGCCGCCCCUACACCUUGCUUUGGGCCGUCGGUAUGUAUGUCUGCUCGGGCCUGGGUAUCACUGCUGGUGCUCAUCGCCUGUGGGCCCAUCGUUGCUACAAGGCAAAACUUCCGCUUAGGAUUCUUCUGGCCAUUUUUAACUGUAUGGCAUUCCAGAAUGACAUCUUCGAAUGGGCUCGCGACCACCGUGUUCACCAUAAAUACUCAGAAACGGAUGCAGACCCACACAACGCCACCAGGGGCUUCUUCUUCUCCCAUGUGGGCUGGCUGUUGGUCCGUAAGCACCCUAAGGUCAUCGAGAAGGGGUCGAAGAUUAACCUCCGGGACCUCAUCGACGACCCGGUGGUCAGGUUCCAGCGAAAGUACUACCAGUCACUGAUGUUCUUUUUCUGCUUCGUGGGACCGACUAUAGUCCCCAUUUAUCUGUGGGGGGAGACAUUCUGGAACACGCUGUGCGUGGCCACGCUGCUCCGCUACUGCUUCCUGCUCAACUGCACCUGGAUGGUCAACAGCGUGGCGCACCUGUGGGGCUCCCGACCCUACGACCGCUUCAUCAACCCGGCCGAGAACCGCCUGGUCUCCUCCUUGGCCAUCGGCGAGGGCUGGCACAACUACCACCACACGUUCCCCUGGGACUACAAGACGGGCGAGUUGGGUUGGCGGAUCAACUUCACCACCAUGUUCAUCGACCUGAUGGCCGCCCUGGGUCAGGUGUCCGACAGGAAGGUCGUGCCCAAGGCGACUAUCGUAGCCCGGAAGAAGCGCACUGGUUCGUUGGUGGCAGCGGCGGGAUGCGAUUAGACAGCAUUUACUCAUAGGCUUCUACUUUAAAUUAAAAGAGUUUUUUGUGCAUGUAGACAGUUUUCCUUCUGGGGAUUUCCUUUGUUGAUCGUUGAAUUAAUGAUUUACAUUCUAAGAGCGGGCGGAACAACUUGAACUCUGAACUAACGAUGAAAGUCAAAUAUGCUUGUCUUUACAAAUGCGAAUUACAUUAAAGCUUCUAGAAAUGACUGGUGUUAUGCAAUCGUUUCCAACAACGGAGUGACGUGUGCAGUAUUUCUUGGCGUUAGCUUAAAUUAUCUUACAGUGUAAAGUGAAUUUUGACUAAUAAGCGUUAGUCAUUCCCUAUACCUGAAGUGACGUUAAUUAGUCAGGUAAGCCAAAUGGCCAUCACUUAGUCAAAUAUAAGUCACAAAUUAGCCACGGUGAUUAAAUAAAAAAUUCUAAAAUCACAAAACGCUGGUCAUCUGAUUUUUGCUGUUAGCCAUUUAAAGUCAUUCUUUGAAGGCACGAAAGACUGAACUUUAACUGAAGAUAACUAGCUUCAUAGCUGACUUCAAAGUUCAUCUGAAAAAACUAGAUAUAAUGUAAAGAUAACGAACAGAUCCAAUGAAAGCAAAGGUUUAUUGUUUGGAUUUGCCUUAAUUCAUUAUCGAGAUUACCCAGCGAUAUCUCAAGUCCUACCAGGAGGUUCUCAAAAAAAUACAUGCACGUGUAGUUUUUAACUUUAUUGGUCAGUUAACAGUAGUUUUAUAACCAUCUCCAAAUUUAUCCACAAGCAACUCAGUCAUACAAUAUUUUUUUCACCACACAAGCAAGUUUGCACUUUAAAAAAAGAUUAAGUAAUAAAAAAUGACGUAUUUCUUGUUGCAGUAGAGUGAUACAACGUGAAGAAAGAAAUGUUGCCCCCAGCUCACCUUUUCUUCGCGGUGGAAUCCUUAGAAUGAUGCUCCUCGGUCCAUGUCAAGUAUUCUCGCUGGUUCACGGCUCAGUUGUGGUGUAUUUUACAUUUAUAUUCUAGACAGCUACAUUUACCAAAAUAACCACAACGUGUUUUUCAUAUUACUUCACGAUUAGCAGUGACAUUUUAGGAAAAUUAGUUUCGUGUUUUAUAUCCGGUUCGUAGGUGACUUUGUCACAAAGGCGGAAGCGCCACAAUUUGCAGGCUCCCAUUGGACGAUCGCUGAAGUUGCGCGUUAACUUCCGGUUCCAUGUAAACGGUGAUCAGUGCAUGAUAACUCUAUGUCCAGUGCAUGUGCAGUGGGCAUGGUUUAAACUAAAGUGAAGUCACACUUAAGAACCGGAUAGAUGUACCGAGGUGUGACGUCAUUUUGGACCAAGAAGUGUAGUGCAAAUGAAUGGAUCCUCACGCGUGUUGGUUCACAACCAUCCAAUUCGUGACUUUGUCAUACAUGCGCACGCACCACAAAUUGCUCCCAUUGAUGAACCGAAAAGUUGCGCGUUUAUAACUUCCGGUUUCAUGGUUCCUCACACUCUAUGUGCAGUGGACGUGGUUUAAACUGAAGUGACGUCACACUUACGAAUCAAGGUUGCGUUUUGGCGGUCUUAAUAAGAAACGGUUCGGCUGUAAUUUUUCAUAGAUUUUCUUUGGUAAUUUUAAUCAAAUAAGAAUUGAGUGCGAUGAUGUAGUACUCAAACCCUCAAAGCGAUUAACCAAAGAGAAACAAACGAACCAGUCCUUGGUUAUGACCGCCAAAACACACCCCAGAUAAUCAGAGCGCGUGACGUAUUCACUUUGGUACUCUCUAAGGAAAGCACCGUUUGUAAUUUCUGUGUUAAGAUAAACAAAAGCAGUGAGUGUUUUGAGGUAAGAAUUAAAACAAUGCAUUGAAAAAUUAA